AUGGACACGUGGACGGUGCUGCUCGUCCUGCAAGCCUCGCUGGUGCUCCCCCUGGUGCUCCCCUGGGCUGCCGGCAUCAGUACCAACACCCGCACCGCCCCCGCCCCUGUCCUGCGCUUUGUUGCCGUGGGUGACUGGGGAGGGGUCCCCAAUGCCCCGUUCUACACAGCCCGGGAAAUGGCCAAUGCCAAGGAGAUUGCCAGGACCGUGCAGAUCCUGGGCGCAGACUUCAUCCUGUCCCUGGGGGACAAUUUCUACUUCACUGGCGUGCAGGAUGCCAAAGACAAGAGGUUCCAGGAGACCUUUGAGGAUGUGUUCUCUGCCUCCUCACUCCGCAACGUGCCCUGGUACGUGCUGGCUGGCAACCACGACCAUCUGGGGAACGUCUCGGCACAGAUAGCCUACUCCAGGAUCUCCAAGCGCUGGAACUUCCCCAGCCCUUACUACCGCCUGCGCUUCAAGAUCCCACGGUCCAACGUGUCCGUGGCCAUCUUCAUGCUGGACACGGUGACACUGUGUGGCAACUCGGACGACUUUGCCAGCCAGCAGCCCGAGAGGCCCCGCAACCUGGCGAUGGCCCGCACGCAGCUGGCCUGGAUCAAGAAGCAGCUGGCGGCGGCCAAGGAGGACUACGUGCUGGUGGCCGGCCACUACCCCGUGUGGUCCAUCGCCGAGCACGGGCCCACCCACUGCCUGGUCAAGCAGCUGCUGCCGCUGUUGACCACGCACAAGGUCACCGCCUACCUGUGUGGCCAUGACCACAACCUGCAGUACCUUCAGGAUGAGAACGGCGUGGGCUUCGUGCUGAGCGGGGCCGGGAACUUCAUGGACCCCUCGAAGAAGCACCUGCGCAAGGUCCCCAAUGGCUACCUGCGCUUCCACUACGGGGCCGAGAACUCACUGGGUGGCUUCGCCUACGUUGAGAUCAGCCCCAAAGAGAUGAGCAUCACUUACAUCGAGGCCUCGGGCAAGUCCCUCUUCAAGACCAAGUUGCCAAGGCAAGCCAAGUCUGAGCACCAGCACCGAUGGGGGCUCCACGCUGGGGCCUGAGUUAGGGGCGCCUCCCAGCUGGUGGGUGAGUGGGUCCCGCUGGGACCCCCUGCCCAUGGGCAGGCUUUCUCAAGGGCCGGUGGUGCUACGGCAGAGCAGGAAGGAGAAGGACAGAUGAGAAACUGUGGUGCCACGUGGCCUUUGUGACAAGGAUGCCCAUAUACGUGAAAGAAGCAUGGACACGUGUUCCGGCCAGAGUGCCAGGCCCCUUGGCCGGGCUCGCCCAGCCUGAG
Globicephala melas (long-finned pilot whale) is the source of this 1283-nucleotide messenger RNA. RefSeq names its product acid phosphatase 5, tartrate resistant (gene ACP5). Gene Ontology annotation, molecular function: acid phosphatase activity; ferrous iron binding; ferric iron binding. The record is from RefSeq and is a predicted model, not a curated record. Gene Ontology annotation, biological process: bone resorption. Lineage: Eukaryota; Metazoa; Chordata; Mammalia; Artiodactyla; Delphinidae.